AGUAAAUACGGUAUCGUUCUUAAGGGAGCGGGAGAGAAGUAAACCGCUAGGAAGACAUCGAGGGAUCCAUAAUGGCUAGUGGCUCAAUCCUUACACAGAAUCAGUACGAUGUUAUUGCCAAGGUCUUUCGUCAGGCAGAUACAGAAGAGACCGGUACUGUUGACUCCUCGAGGAUUAUAGAACUAGCACUAGCUGUACUGGGACAGACCGCUAAAGACCCUGAAAAACAGCUCGUGAAAUAUUAUGCAAACCUUAGAGGAAACAACCCCACGAUAGCGUUUGCCGAUUUUCUAGAGAUGAUGGGCGAGAUAUUGACCGAGACAACACGCUGGGGCAACCUUACGACACGUCUUGAGGGAUACGUGGGCUUCGAUACGAUACAAGAGCAAAUUAGGAAGAAAUCGCUAAAGAAAGGAUUUGAAUUCAAUCUCAUUGUAGUUGGUGAAAGUGGUCUUGGAAAGAGCACUCUGGUCAAUACUUUGUUCAAGAGCAAGAUAAGUCGUACCUCUUGUACCCCUGGACCACACAUUAUCCCCAAAACCACAGAAGUCAAUUCUGUGAGUCACGUGAUUGAGGAACAGAAUGUUCGACUGAAACUGACCAUCACUGACACUCCAGGGUUUGGUGAUCAGAUCAACAAUGACAAAUGUUGGGCUCCAAUUUUAGAAUAUGUGAAUGACCAGUUUGCUCAGUAUCUUCAUGAGGAGGUGAACAUUGUUAGGAAGAGGAUCAUUCCAGACACCAGAGUCCACUGCUGCCUUUAUUUCAUACCUCCCACUGGCCACUGUUUAAGGCCAAUAGAUAUUGAGUUUAUGAAGCGUUUGGACGAGUUUGUGAACAUUGUCCCCGUCAUUGCCAAGUCUGACACCCUCACAAUAGAGGAAAGGGAUGCCUUUAAAGCCAGGAUUCGUGAGGAUCUUACUUUCCACAACAUACGGAUAUAUCCCUCCGGUUAUAAUUAUGACGAUGAAGAAGAAUCCGCCAUAAACAACAAAAUUGAGCAAUUCAUUCCUUUUGCUGUCAUCGGUAGUGACAAGGAGAUGAGCGUGGGCGGGAAGAGGGUCCUUGGCCGACAGACCAAGUGGGGCUUUGUUGAAGUGGAGAAUAAGAAACACUGCGAGUUUGCUCAAGUCAGAGACAUGCUCAUUAAGACCCAUAUGCAGGAUCUGAAGGAGACUACAGACAAGGUUCAUUAUGAGAAUUAUCGCCAGAGGCGUUUGAGAGAAUCCAAGGCUGCCCCAAUGGGAGAAUCCAAUAUAUAGUCCGAAUGUGUGUUUAUUUGGGCCAGCAACUAAACCAUUUAUGUGUUUUGCAAUUGCAGCAUUCCUUUCCCUUUCACUCUCUCAAUAUAAAAACUAAGAUUUAUUAUUAUUAUUAUUAUUAUUAUUACUAUUAUUCUUAUAUUUGAAAUUAUAGGCAGUUUAGUUUUUUUAAAUCUAUUAUUACUAUUACCAAGUACAUUAUUAUUAUUAUUAUUGUUAUUAGUUUUAUCGGUUUGUUUUGCACAAAACUUUUUGAAACAAAUACUGUUGUAGUUGAAAUU
Amphimedon queenslandica is the source of this 1543-nucleotide messenger RNA. RefSeq names its product neuronal-specific septin-3-like. Gene Ontology annotation, molecular function: GTP binding. The record is from RefSeq and is a predicted model, not a curated record. Bases 72 to 1262 code for a protein of 396 amino acids. NCBI's taxonomy places the organism in Eukaryota, Metazoa, Porifera, Demospongiae, Haplosclerida, Niphatidae. The transcript is spliced from 10 exons.